AUGAAAUAUAAUCUAAAUAUUGAAAGUUUGAAGAAUAAUUUUUAAGGUUUUUGUCGAAUUCUAGAAGAUAGUUUAGAGUAAAAUAUUGAUAUAUCAAUUACAUUCCAUGAAUUAAAUUAAAUGACAAAAGGAUUGAUAUAAGAAUUAGAAAAUUAUUAGUUUUUUAAUGGAGAUAAGAUGUUAAAAAUAAAUUUAAAUGAAUUUUCUGAAAUAGUAGAAUAAGACAAGGAAUUAGAGUAAUCAUUAAAAGAUCAUGUAAGAUAAAAGUUAAGCUUGAAUAAUGAUAUUUAAUGGAUAAUUGAUAAUAAUCAAAUAAUUACAGAUUUAAAUUGUAAAUUAAUAGUAGAAGAAUAUCUAAAUAAGUUAUUUAUAAUUGAGACUUAAUUUAAAGAAUAUAUUGAUUUUCUUUAGACUUAAAGAAAUAUAAAAACAAUAUGUAUAAAGCAAGAAAGACCAUUAAAAGGAUAUAUAUAGGAUUCCAAUUAAGACUUUUAUUAUUCUUAUAAAAUAUAUGGUUAUAAACAUUUUGAUAUUUCAGAAAUAUUUAAAAAGCAAAUUAUUCGAUAAGAAUUAUAUGUAAGUAUGUUUCAUGUAUUUACAACAUAUUACAUUCCAAAAAUGAAGAUUUUGAUUGAAAAAUAUUAUUAUGUUUAUGUUGAAGUAGAUGAAGAGGAAGAAUAUGUAAAUUAUAAUAUAAAUAUUUAGGUUGUUCUUUAUGGUCCAAUUAAUUUAGUAAAAGAAGCUGAAGAAAUAAUUAUGAGAGAAUAUAAACAACUAUAAUUAUAUCAUGGAAUAAUUAAAUCAGAGGGUUUAACUGAAGAAUAAUUUUAAUUUUUAUAAGUUAAUGAAUUUUUAAAAGACUCUUUAUAUUAGAAUUAUGAAGUUCCUAAAUAAACAUCAGCAAUUUUAGAAUAAUUAGAGGAAAGUUUGAAAGAUAUUAAAAGUAUGGCUUUUUAGGCAGUGAUUUUUGCUGGUAAAUACAAUUAUUUUAAAAACUAUAGAAUAUUAAGAUAGUGGUUUAGAUGGAAAUUGUAUUUUAUGUUCUAAUUUUGAGUUAGAUUAAUAAAGAAUUGAAUAAAUAUUAGAAACUGAAGUUUAAAAAUUAGCAUCUAUUAAUAAGAAUGGAAAUUGUGUAGGUUAUUUUUAGAUUGUAUAUGGAAUGAAAUUAAGUGCUUAAUUAAAAUAAAAAUUAAAUGAUCAUUUAAAAGUUAUUACUGAAGAAAUUCAUAAUUAAAAUCAAAAAAAUUAUUUAUUAAUGCAAGAUUAUUCAGAAUUGUAGAAUUAUGAAAUGUAAUUCAAAGUUAAAUUAGAUUCUAAUAAUGAAAAAUUCUUCAUUACUGGAAAAUAAGAUUAAAUUAAGAAAUUUAAAGAAAAUUUAUAAAAUAUUUUAGUAUCAAAAUUAGAUAUUAUUGAUUACUAUUAAUAUAAGAAUAAUUUUAAUAUUAAAGCAGCUAUGAUUGAUUAUAAAGAUAGAUAUCAUUAAAUCAUAACUUAAAAUGAAUGUAAAGGUAUUUUUUCAUUUCUAUUAUUUAUAGUUGAGGCAAAUUUAUUAAAUACAAGAAUAAAAGUAACUGGAAAGCAAAUGAAUGUUUAAUAAUUAAAAUUAGAUUUAUAAGAAUUAGAAAAAGAUAUUUAAUAAGAUAAAAUAACAAAAUAAAUUACUAUUGAUAUACCAAAAGGAAUCAAUUUUUCGUAUAAAUUACAAAUUUAAUUAGAUAAUUAAUCAAAAAUAUUUAACAAAAAUAUCCAUCAAUUGAUUUAGUUGCUGGAGCAUGUGAUGAAGUUAAUCUUGCUUAAAUUUAUUCUUUUCGUAGAAAAUAAACUAGAAUUAAAAUUUGUAAUGGAUCACCAAUUGGUUUAUUUGAGAUAAAGGCUGAAUUAAUGAAAUUAAAUAAAGCAUUAUUCAUUAUACCAUUAGAAAAAGUUCAUUAGGAACUUCAAAAACCUUAAUUAUAAUGGGAAUUAGAGUUAAUUUAAAAAAGAUCUAUGGAUAUCAAAUCAAUAUCUGAUACUAAAUAAUAUAAAUUAAUUAAAUAUUCUGUUGAAAUCACAGAAACUAAUUCAAAUAUUAAUACAAAAGAUAAAAAAAAGAAACCAAAAAUUGAAACUAUAGAAUAUUUUAUUUGUUAACUUUAUUACAAAAACUAUUUUAAACCAGAAAACUUUAUAAAUUAUUUUGAUAAGGAAACAUUAAGCAAUUCACUUAAUAAACUAGUUAAUCAAUUUUAAGUUAUUUAACCGAAUUAAAUAUAUAUCUCUUGUUAUAAUGAUAAAGGCUAAAAUUAUCAAUAGAUAAUUGAAUUUGUUAUUAAAGAAGGAUAGUAUAUAUUAAAUAUUAUCAUUUAGUCCAAAAUUAAAUAUUUUUUUUUUAAUGAGUUAAGCAGAAAACAUGGAAAGCCUCAAAUAGGAUCUUCUUAAGGACUUUGAUGAAGAAGAGAACUAAAGAUUAAAAAUAACACAACAUUUUUCUAUUUUUGGAUGCAUUUAAGAUAAUAUUUCAUCAGUUAUUGAUGAUUUAAAUAAUAUAUAAUGA
This is a messenger RNA of Paramecium pentaurelia, 2533 nucleotides long. Lineage: Eukaryota; Ciliophora; Oligohymenophorea; Peniculida; Parameciidae. The record is from the annotation of a GenBank genome assembly.